AAUGUAUGUUAGCUCUAAGUUUCCGGUGGGGUUCUCUUGCAUAUAAUUCGAGCUAGUUUUCAUGCUUUCGGAUUUUUAUUGUACAUUUGGGUCUAGAGUGAAUAGGAGAAUCAGGGAUUAACCAGAAUGAUGAUGCGUAUUGUUGCUUGUGUUGUCUUAUAACCUCUAUCAUCUGUAGAUGAAGGAUAAAAACUAAUUGUAGCAGUGAAUAAAGUGAUUGUGAGCAAUUCAAACACCAAGGCAACUUCAGGAUAUUUAAACUCAGUGUUGUUGUUAACCUUCUCAUUCAAAAAUAGUGUGUAAAGUUACAUGGACACAUCAUAUGAUUAAGGUAAUAAUCAAAGUAACAUAAAAUAAAGUCUAACACAACAAGGUUACAAUGGAUGUCUCGUAACCAUCUGCUUCGUCCUGUUAAACAGUAGCGUUAGAUUGUUUCCAACCUGUGUGUUGACACAGUUCGUUGGAGUUCUUCGUGUUGUGAUCAGCUGAUCAUGGAGACACUUGGUAUUUGUUAUCAUUGCCAGGUUUCCCUCCCAAUGUCGUCUGAGUCACUGUCACUCCCGUGAUGUGAAGAGUCUACACGUCGUCCAGCGUCGGCAACUCAAGGCUGCUCGUGUGUGUGUUUUCUCAGGAGCGUGUGUGUAGAUGUAUGGUCUGAUAGUGUGAUUCACCGGCGCAGCUUCAGGUGGCGCUUGGCUCACACCUUUAGCUGAACGGUCAAUGCAGCCUCGCCUCAGUGCGUGUGUGAGCACAGCGAGGGUCGUCCUUCUCAGUUCUUUUCGUUAGUGGUGGUUUUCUCUGUGGGAUGUAGAUGGAUGGUUGUCUGUUGGGUCCGGGACCUUCCUGCAGUAGAUGGAGUAGAUCCAAGUCGCUCUCUCGGUGACCUUCACAGCCGUGUGGGUCGUCAGAAGGACCUGGAAGGGGCCUCACCACCAUUUAGAGUUACAGUGCUUCCUCCUGAACUCCUUAACGAUCGCCCAGGCCACUGGUUGGAUGGUGUGCGGUGGUCAUGUCUCUUUUCACCUUUUGGGAAAUCUGAAUUGUGGGGAAAAAGUGUUUGGGCGGCACGGCUGCCAUCAGGCCCAAACCAGACUCCAUGGCUACAGGUGGAACCAUUCGUCUGCCAGAGUCUGCGUUCCUGUGAGGUAGAAAAUGUUUAAAGCACAGGGAGAGAGGAAGGAAAGGGUAGAGAGAGUUGGAGAGGAAACAAGGAUCAGGAGAGGGAGGGGUUGUCGGGCAGCGACCUUCGCAGCAGCGUCUGCAGCUGCAUGUCGGCAGAAACAAAGUUGUCACUGAUGGUGUGAGAGCAGAACUACGUCCAGCAAAGCAGCAAACUUAUCAUUAUGUAAGAUAGUUUUGUAAUGAAACUUCAAAACUUCCUAUGCUUCCACAGAGCACCUAAGUGUGAAAAGCAUCUGUGGAGUCUGUGUAGAUGGUAACAGACUCUCCUUCUGCUAGUUUACUAGCUUCAGUCAACGCAGUCAACUCUGCAGGCUGAGCAGAGUAGUGUCUUAGCAAAACGCCAGACUUCAAGAUGGCAUCUUGAUAGUAAUGUUCAGCAUGUUGAGCAAGGUGGUGUUGUAUCUAAGCCAUUGGGCUGUAGAAAGAUAGGAUGAUUUCUUUUCCAAAAGGAUCAAAGACAGUAUGAGGAACCAACAAGGUGACGUCAGAGUAUCCAACAAUGUCACGUGAUGCCAGAACGGCUCUCUCUGCCGCAGCCACUGCUACAGGACAAAAGAACAGAAGUCGUACAACCUGAUUUUUCAUUCACUGUUUGAGUGAAAGGUCGCGUGGGGUCAGAUCAGGAAGACCCAAAGUAGGAGCCGACUGAAGAGCAAGCUUGAGGUCAGUGAACGUUGUUCAGCCUCAGACGUCCACGUGAGACAAGAAGUGGACGAUGAAGACGUCUGCACCAGAACCCUGAGUGGGGCCUCAAAGACAGUAAAGUUACGAACGAAGAUCCUACAAUAAGAACAAAAACCUAGAAAAGACAUCAGCUGUUUAUACGUGCACGGUUUAAGCAGGUUUCGAAUUGCUUCAACUCUGUUGGGUGAGAUGGAUUUGCCAUCAGCUGUAAUUACAGUGACCCAGAAAAAUAACCUUAGACACGCAAUGACAAAGACUCUAUGUGGCCUGUAGCAUUCAAUGUUUCAGUAGCUUAGUGGUGUCUGCAGUAACACCAUCGAUGGCUCCUUUAAGAGGGUGUUGUUGUUUACAUGGUCUGUGGUCAGAUUUAGGUGUGAUGACCACUGGUCCACAUCCUCUGAUCAAACCUACAUCAGGUCUGUGUGUGAGUCACAGGGAAGCAGGGGCUUCCUGUAAGGCUGAGUGUUGGGUCAGAGCGUCCUCUGAAAAAUAAAAAUAAAAACAAAAGCAUGUAAUAUAUGUCAUUAGAAUGCGAAGGCACCAAGUUCACUGUUUGUUGAGCAUGACAGGCAGAGUAAAAAGUUUUACAAUACGUCGCAUGGGGUCAGAAGUCGUUCACCAGUCUCCACCCCUUUUGAUAUCUGUUCACGAAACGACCCACGUCCUGUCAUGUCUCCAUCAUGUUUCACAGAGGGACGUGUGGAACUGUAGAAUAAAAAUCUAAAAUCUUUCUGUUCGUUAGUAAAAGAAAUCGCAAGUGCAGACUUGUGUUCAUCCCAAAAGAGGGAAGUUUAGGUGUGUGUGUGUGUGUGUGUGUGUGUGUGUGUGUGUGUGUGUGUGUGUGUGUGUGUGUGUGUGUGUGUGUGUGUGUGAGAGAGAGAUACCGUCUUCUACGUCACGUGAAAAGGAACCGUCACCUUCCUCCUUCCACACCAGUCUGAUGUGAGCGCCAGUGGGUGAAGCCUGACAUAGCAGGGACAGUUCUUCCAAUGCAAUGACAGACCUUUCCUGGGUCCUUGCAUGCAGCUCUAUUGGGCCAAUCACGUCUGAAGCCUCUCCUGUUGUUUCAACCAGUGUCUGUGGCACGUCUUCUCACUCUGCUGUUGCUCUUUCCUUGUUUUCCUUUGCUGAUUGUCAUAAGCAGGUGUCUGUGUCAGACACACACGCGUGUAUGACAGUUUCACGGUCUGUGGUGUGGCAGAGCACAAACAAUUCUUCACCAGAGUUAUUAUCUCCUUUCUUUCCGUUACUUUCAUCUCUCUUUUGUUUCUUUUAGGGGUUUAGGUUUUUUUUUCGAAUCUGAUCUUUUUUCUCUAAGUUUUUCUUUUAAGGUGCGUAUGUCUCUUACACUAAGUGAUUCUUGCGGGGGGGUAAGGGGUGCAACCAGCUGCUGAAACCAAGCAAAUCUGUUAAGUAAACAAUCGGAGCAAAAUAAAUAAGAAGCAGGGAUGUACCUUAGGCUAACACAUUCAUAACUAAAAGUCGUAAAAAUACGUCGCAUGGGGUCAGAAGUCGUUCACCAGUCUCCACCCCUUUGAUAUCUGUUCACGAAACGACCCACGUCCUGUCAUCUGUCUCCAUCAUGUUUCACAGAGGGACGUGUGGAACUGUAGAAUAAAAAUCUAAAAUCUUUUUGUUCGUUAGUAAAAGAAAUCGCAAGUGCAGACUUGUGUUCAUCCCAAAAGAGGGAAGUUUAGGUCAGUUUGUGUGUGUGUGUGUGUGUGUGUGUGUGUGUGUGUGUGUGUGUGUGUGUGUGUGUGUGUGUGUGUGUGUGUGUGUGUGUGUGUGUGUGUGUGUGUGUGUGUGUGUGUGUGUGUGUGUGUGUGUGUGUGUGUGUGUGUGUGUGUGUGUGAGUGAGUGAGUGAGUGAGUGAGAAAUCAUAACUCUUCAAAUUUAUCAUCAGGACCAGAAGACACAUGUGCUGUACAGGACAGGUCAGAUGCGUCUCUGGAGGUCGUAUCACAUGGGAAACAAGCUGUGAUGCAGCCUGCUUCAGUUACAGCCCCCCCUCAGCAGCCAAUGAUAAGAGUACAGCUGAGCUGAAGUUAACACCAACAAAAGAGGGAUUAUUUAGAAUGUCUGUAGACGUAACCUGCACUCCGUCUGGAGUGGAAAUCAAUCAAAUAACUAAACUACAAAUGAGUCUACAAAUCUCUUCCUAAGAAUUUAACUGGGCAUAAGUUUGAAAGCAAAAAUGAAUGUUAAGGUGUCUUGCUGUCAGAUGUUGCACAAGACAGUGAAAGAGUAAGUUUUUCUUUAAUAGUCUGGUACGUACAGUAAUUAUUUUUACUUCUCUCUAAUAGUCAUCUUCCCUUUAAUAUUUUGUUUCAGUUGGUUUCAGUCUUCCUAUAGUCUGGUUUUGUUUUUCUGUAGUCUGGCAAGACAAACCUAUAGUUAGCACAAAUCUUUUUAGAAACAUGAAGGAUUUUAUUACUGAAUUUGUUGCAAAUUGAAAUAGUUUAAACCCAUCAGACUGUAAAGUCAUGCAGCAGUUGUCAUUUAGCUGUUUAUCAUUUUAAAACUUUUUUGAGCAAAAAGCGAUUCUUCAUUGCAAGCAGAUAAGCAUGAAUUUGGAUCAAUUGAGCAAAGAUUUGGAUCAAUUAAGUGUGUAUCAGCUGUAAGCGUGUUUCUUCAUUGCGUGUAUGGAUGUGUGUGUGUGUGUGUUCGCUGUACCGUCUUCUACUGUAUGUCACAUGAAAAGGAACCGUCACCUUCCUCCUUCCCCAACCAUCAGUCUGAUGUGAGCGCCAGUGGGUGAAGCCUGAUGUAGAUGGGACAGUUGUUCCUCGAUGACAGACCUUUCCUGGAUCCUCGGAUGCAGCUCUAUUGGGCCAAUCACGUCUGAAGCCUCUCCUGUUGUUUCAACCAGUGUCUGUGUCAGAGCACGUCUUCUCAGAUGGAGCUCACUCUGCUGUUUCUCUGUCCUUGUUUUCCUUUGCUGAUUGUCAUAAGCAGGUGUCUGUGUCGGACACACACGCUUGUAUGACACUUUCACGGCCUCUGAAGCUUCAGACACAGCCCUUUCAUGCUUUUGUAGGGCUUGUAGUAGCUGGUGAGUCUGAUGAGCCCAGAACGUGAUGGCUGCAGACAUUGUGGGAGUCGGUGAGGCCACCAUGCUGUGGUCUGUGUCCUCUGGCUGCUGUGGUAUCAGAGCUUCCACCCCGGCUUCUGGUUGUUGGCCAGGCUUCUUCUCCUUCGGUACUUCGGCUGACGGUGGGAAAGGAGUCCAUAUCUGGAUUUACCCUCAUCGCGCUCAGUUCUGCAUUAGGAUAGAGAGCAGAAACAAUGGGAGCAUUUGCUCUUGACAUGACAGUGUGUCCAGCUGCUGGAGAACAUCCUCUACAGUACAACUACACGUUCUGGUACAGCAGGAGAACGCCGAGUCGUCCUGCAAGUUCUCAGAGCUAUGAACAGAACAUCAGGCAGAUUGGCACUGUUGCAUCGGUGGAGCAGUUCUGGAAGCUGUACAGUCACUUGGUUCGUCCUGGAGACCUGAGUGGACACAGCGACUUCCACCUGUUCAAGGAGGGAAUCAAACCCAUGUGGGAGGACGAAUCCAACCGCAGCGGGGGGAAGUGGAUCAUUCGUCUUCGCAAGGGUUUGGCCAAUCGGUUCUGGGAGAACAUCAUCCUGGCGAUGGUGGGAGAGCAGUUCAUGGUGGGAGAGGAGAUCUGUGGGGCUGUGGUGUCCAUACGCUUCCAGGAGGACAUUCUGUCCAUCUGGAACAGAACGUCUAGUGACCAAAUAACAACAUCCAGAAUCAGAGACACUUUAAGACGAGUCCUGAACCUUCCAGCCAACACAAUAAUGGAGUACAAGACCCACAACGACAGCCUCAGAGACAACUCGAGCUUCAGAAACACGAAGAUUUCCCUCUGACAGCUGACUCCCCUUCACCCAACCCAGCUGUGUUCUGUCAUUGGCACAAGUGUGAAUGGUUUUUAUAUUAUUGGUCAGUGAUGAAUAAGAACUAUUUUUAGACAAGAGCAGCCUGUGUUAAGCCUCAUGUUAUGUAAUUAAUUUUUUUUGUAUUUCUGCUUCUGUUAAAAUAAACUAAAUGUGAUGACAUGAA
This is a messenger RNA of Betta splendens (Siamese fighting fish), 5938 nucleotides long. Its product is annotated as eukaryotic translation initiation factor 4E type 2-like. The record is from RefSeq and is a predicted model, not a curated record. Gene Ontology annotation, molecular function: translation initiation factor activity; RNA 7-methylguanosine cap binding. Gene Ontology annotation, biological process: translational initiation. Bases 5152 to 5745 code for a protein of 197 amino acids. The transcript is spliced from 6 exons. Gene Ontology annotation, cellular component: eukaryotic translation initiation factor 4F complex; cytoplasm. NCBI's taxonomy places the organism in Eukaryota, Metazoa, Chordata, Actinopteri, Anabantiformes, Osphronemidae.